Messenger RNA from Vombatus ursinus (common wombat), 1657 nucleotides. RefSeq names its product solute carrier family 35 member F6 (gene SLC35F6). The coding region runs from base 91 to 1206 and encodes 371 amino acids. Gene Ontology annotation, biological process: transmembrane transport. Gene Ontology annotation, molecular function: transmembrane transporter activity. The transcript has 6 exons. NCBI's taxonomy places the organism in Eukaryota, Metazoa, Chordata, Mammalia, Diprotodontia, Vombatidae. Gene Ontology annotation, cellular component: intracellular membrane-bounded organelle; membrane. The record is from RefSeq and is a predicted model, not a curated record.
AGUCCCCAUCCCCCGGCCCCGGGAGUCACACGGACCCCGGCGGCGGCGGCGGCGGCAGCAUCAGGGCAGCUGCCUUUGCACCGCCUGACCAUGGCGUGGACCAAGUACCAGCUGUUCCUGGCCGGGCUUAUGCUGAUCACCGGCUCCAUCAACACCCUCUCGGCCAAAUGGGCUGACAACUUUGUGACUGAGGGCUGUGCAGGAAGCCAGGCCCACAGCUUCCAGCAUCCUUUCCUCCAGGCAGUGGGCAUGUUCCUGGGGGAGUUUUCCUGCCUAGCAGCCUUCUACUUACUUCAGUGCAGAAUUUGGGGGCGCACAGACUCUAGUGUGGAGCCCCAGCAGUCCUUCAGUGCACUGCUCUUCCUGCCCCCGGCCCUCUGUGACAUGACUGGGACCAGCAUCAUGUAUGUGGCCCUGAACAUGACUAGCGCCUCCAGCUUCCAGAUGCUUCGUGGGGCUGUGAUCAUCUUUACAGGUCUUCUCUCUGUGGCUUUCCUGGGACGAAAGCUGGUGCCAAGCCAGUGGGUAGGCAUCUUUGCCACAAUUGCUGGCUUGGUGGUUGUGGGUCUGGCUGACCUCACGAGCAAGCAUGAAGAUCAACACAAGCUCAGCGAUGUGAUCACAGGGGACCUGCUGAUCGUCAUGGCACAGGUGAUUGUCUCUAUCCAAAUGGUGCUGGAGGAAAAAUUUGUCUACAAGCACAAUGUGCACCCGCUUCGGGCUGUGGGUACUGAAGGGUUCUUUGGCUUUGUGAUCCUCACUUUGUUGCUGGUGCCCAUGUACUACAUCCCUGCUGGUGCCUUCAGUGGAAACCCCCGAGGCGUGCUAGAAGAUGCACUGGAUGCCUUCUGCCAGCUGGGCAGGCAGCCGCUGAUUAUCGUGGCACUACUGGGCAACAUUAGCAGCAUCGCUUUCUUCAACUUUGCUGGCAUCAGUGUCACCAAGGAGAUGAGUGCCACCACCCGCAUGGUACUGGACAGCCUCCGUACUGUGGUCAUCUGGGCCCUCAGCCUGGCACUGGGCUGGGAGACUUUUCACCCGCUGCAGAUCCUAGGCUUCUUCAUCCUCCUGGUGGGCACAGCUCUCUACAAUGGGCUGCACCAGCCCCUGAUGGCCCGUCUGCCCUGGUGUCAGCCCCCAGCUGAGGAUCAUGAGCGGGAAAGCCUGCUGGGGGGCAACCAUACUCCCAUUAAUGAGAACAGCUGAAUCUCCAUCAGCUCUACCAUAGACUGAACCCUGAAUUUUAGACUCCUUUUCCCUGAGGACAAGCAUCCCUGAGAUCCUCAGAAGGAACCUGGGAAAUAGGGUAUCUAAGGUCCUUUCUCCCACCUUGUUGCCUUCUCCUUCAGGAAGACACUGGAUGUGCCACUGGAAUUGGAACCUGGCUCUACUGUCACUUCUUUUAACAGUAUUUCUCAGCUUCCUUUGGUACAGGACAUACCCUAAAAACCUGCGGAGGACGCAGAGACCCAGGAGAAGGGCUUGGGUUCCCCUGCAUCUGUCUCCAGUCUCAUUAUGUAGAGUGGUGGACUGAACCAGGCACCACCUGAAUUGUACUGAUUUACUAAAUCAUAAAUCCAGACUGAAUAUUAAUCAUUUCCUCUGAAUCAUGAAUCAAAUUUAGUUUUCUAAAAAAAAAUAUCACUUCAGAACCAGA